Balaenoptera musculus (blue whale) is the source of this 5026-nucleotide messenger RNA. RefSeq names its product NADH-cytochrome b5 reductase-like (gene CYB5R5). Gene Ontology annotation, molecular function: oxidoreductase activity. The record is from RefSeq and is a predicted model, not a curated record. Lineage: Eukaryota; Metazoa; Chordata; Mammalia; Artiodactyla; Balaenopteridae. The transcript has 7 exons. The coding region runs from base 218 to 1159 and encodes 313 amino acids.
UACCUCUCAUCUGGACCAUCAUGACUUCCCUCCUCCUCCUGUUUUCCUGUGAUUGAAGAACAAUAUGUUCUGAAACCAGACAGAACAGAGUUGAAGUCCCAGUGCCAUCAUUUGGGGACCUUUGUCACCCUGGGCUGGCAAGGGAGCAGGGCCUGGGCCUACCCUGGGAAGAGCACCCAGUUGCCCGCACCCCCUGCCUGACCAAGGGCCACUGACAAUGGACAAGGGGGAGGAAGACGACGAGGAGGAAGCCUGGCUGCAGCUUCGGCCGGUGGAGCCCUUGCCCUCCCAGUGCUGCGGCAGCGGCUGCUCCCCCUGCGUGUUCGACCUCUACCAGCGAGACCUAGCAAGUUGGGAGGCAGCCCGAGCCAGCAAGGACAGGAGCCUGCUGAGUGGAGAAGAGACACAGAGCUGUCCUUCCAAACUGAGCCCGGAGACCUUCCUGGCCUUCCUCAUCAGUGCCACAGACAGACUCACUAAGGACACCUACCUUGUCCGGUUUGCAUUACCUGGGAACAGCCAGCUCGGCUUGCGGCCUGGCCAGCACCUCAUCCUACGAGGGAUAGUAGAUGGCUUAGAAAUUCAGAGAGCCUAUACGCCCAUCAGCCCUGCCAACGCAAAAGGAUACUUUGAAGUUUUAAUCAAGUGCUACCAGACAGGGCUGAUGUCCCAGUAUGUGGAGUCCUGGAAAGCAGGAGACACGGCUUUCUGGCGAGGACCUUUCGGAGGCUUCUUCUAUAAACCAAACCAGUACGGUGAGCUCCUCAUGCUGGCUGCUGGCACCGGCCUGGCCCCCAUGGUGCCCAUCCUGCAGAGCAUCACAGACAACGCAGAGGAUGAGACCUUCAUCACCCUGGUCGGCUGCUUCAAGACCUUUGAGGGCAUCUACCUGAAAACCUUCCUCGGGGAGCAGGCUCGUUUCUGGAAUGUCCGCACCUUCUUUGUACUCAGCCAGGAGAACUCCCUAGAGCAGCUUCCCUGGAGUUACCGGGACAAGACCCACUUUGGCCGCCUGGGCCGGGACCUGAUUGAAGAGCUGGUCGGCUCCUGUCGGAGAAAGCCGUUUGCAUUGGUCUGUGGCUCAGCUGAGUUUACCAAGGACGUGGCCGGGUACUUGCUCAGCGCAGGCCUGGCCGAGGACUCCUACUUCCUCUUCUAGGCCUGGCCUCCCUUCUAAAGCUCAGGCCAGGGGCCUGACACUGGGACUCAGGAAGGGACACAGACUGGAAUCCAAAGACAUGAAUGGAAGACCGCUGCUGACUCUCCAGGUGACCUGGGACAAAUGUCUUUACCUCCGCACACCUCCGUUUCUCAUCCACCCCACGCGGUUCCUGACUGCCUCAAGCAGGCAUCCUACUGGGAGGAGGGAGGUGGAGCUGUAGGAACCUUGGGGAGGAGAGUAUCCGGCCGGGAGUCAGGGAGGACUCCCUGGAGGGAGCCAGGUCCUGGCUGGGUAGGAGUUGGCAGGAGAAGGACUAGGAGGGGCUUUCCUGGUUCCUCAGCUUCAAGGGUUUGAGAGGGGCUCCCACUGGGCCCUGCCCUGUAAUGCCUAUGCCAAAGCCUGCUUUCCCUGGAGAUGUGUGUCUCUUGUGGCCUCAGGGCUGGCUCAGAUGAGGUGCUCACUGGUUAGGGAAUGACCAUAGCGGAGGCUAGAGGAGGCACUUGCUGUAUGUACCUCCAGUGGCGUGAGCCUGACACAAUGAAGGUCGUGGGUUCUGUGACCUGACCAUGUCUCAGAACAAGGUGGGGCCCUAGAUUACCUUUAUUUUGGCACCAGGCCUUUGGUGCUGCAAAAGGCUUCACUCUCAGUCUCCUUUUCCUGGCUCAAGAGCCCAGCCCAGAGUCCUUUCCCCAGCAAAAGAGUCGUGAAAGCAAAUGCCCCUCCCUCCUGCAGGCAGCCAGCUCAGCCAUGCCUUCAGCUGCAGCGCCCUGGUGAUGGUUGCUAUGGAGAUCUAAAGAUAGAGCAGGAGUCCAGAGACCUGGGUCCUUCUCCCUGCUCUGCCCACUGAGCUGCUGCUGCUUCUGAGCCCCCCACCCCUCCCCUCCACACCCCACCCCCUCCAUCCUUCAUGGGGCAUAUGCCCUCCGCAGGGAACCUAGCGAUCCUGGGCAGCACACCGCAGUUAAUGAAUUCUGCUUUCUGUAGCCUGGGCUCCAGUAUGCUGCACGAGCUCAGGCUGGCUACAGGCAGUCCCAGAGUUGGAAUAUUAAGCCAUGGAAUCUCAGAAUCAAAGAACCAUAGAAUCGUAGAGUUGGAAUUUUGCAGUCAUAGAAUCACAGCCCUCAUCAUAUCAGAGGUUAAAGCUCAGGACUCCAAAAAGCAUCCCAUCUACCAGACUCAUCGUAUCAAUGGGGAAACCAAGGCCCAGCAAGGCCAUGUGACCUGCCCAAGGUAAAACAGUUCAUGGCAAGGCCAGGGUCAGAAGCCAGGUCUCUAAUGUCAGCCCUGUCCUCAGAGUUCUGUACCAGUGACUUUUAAACUGGGCUCUGCAGGACACUACAGUUCCUGGCACGACAGCAGUGAAGGAAUGGCCAGGUGGGAUCUCCAGGCCCCCUUCCAACCAGAACAGUUUUGUUUUUAUCCCAUUUAUAUCUUGGAGCUUGGAGUCAUUUUCAUUUGUGAAACAGGGUUUUCCUGCACUGCCCAAAAGAUUGCAACAAAUCUCCUUGCUGUGCCAUGUUCAAUAAAUAAUUACGGCAAGCAGUUGGGGGAUGGUGCCAAAGGUUUCAAACCAAGUUUCACAGACAGAAUUCCAUGGUCAAAUAGAUGUGGGGAAUACUGCAUGUGACCUUCACCAGGAAUCACGUGCACACGAGCAUAUUAAAGGCUCUGAAAAGUCCAGUGGUGAAGAAACAUUUUUCAUUUUACUUAACCCAGAGUUUCCCAAGCUUAUUUAAUUAGAGAACACUUUGAGACCAGCAUUCCAUGGACUACUUCAGGAAAUGCUGGUCUGUUGCAAAGCCUCUUUUCAGCAUAGCAUAAUCAGUGGGGAGGCCCUUCCCUGAGAGGCAGAGGUCCCGAGCAGGAACUGUGAUUUCGUUCGGCCUCUCCUGUAACUUGAGCAAGACUCUUUCUCAGGGCCUCUGAAUCUAUGCAUCUUCCUCCGCCCUUUCCUCUCCCUCAGUUAGUGUGUCCUAUUGAUUCUACUCACAAAUACUCCUGGAGGGCCUGUUAGGAGCCAGACUCUUAGGCACUGAGGGAAGAACAAUGAACAAGGUGGGUACUGUUCUGGGAAGCUCCAUUGGGGAGCUUAUAGUCCGACAAGGAAGGCAGAAAUUAAAGUUGUAAUUCUAAAAGGGAUGAGUGUGCUGAAAAGGGAAGUACGGCGCGCUAGGAGAAUGGAUGGCAAUGCUCUAGCCUGGCCUAGAGGAGGCCAGGGCGCACCACUGCCCUGAGGGUAGAGGCCUCUCACGCACAGUUAGGGGUGGUAGGUGGUCCCCACUUAGGGGGUGAGGGGUCUGGGGCAGUUCUUGUAUGUCUGUCUUUUCCCAUUUUAGAUAUUUGAUGUUUAGCUAUUACCAUCCAGUGAUAACCAACAGCCCCUCUUACCCUAGAAUGUGUCACCCUCCCCUUCCCCUCACUCCGUGUGGGAUCUGUGCGGUCUAGAUGCUGGUGGGGUUCCGUAUGGGACAUUGGUGAAGACCCAGCCACGCCCUUGGUGCCAAGAUGCCGAAGGGCUCAUACCAUCCGGAAACUUGAGAGCUCAUGGCUGGGUCCUGUGCCUCGAAAGAUGGUAAGUGAGUCCAAGAAGGGGACUAGUUGGAGUGCGUGAGCACGAACCUCUUUGAAUCAGGGUGAGGUUCCCAGCUCAGGGUGAGCUGGCCCGUUCCUCCCAUCUCUCCUGGUGAUGCUCUCAGGGCGUUGGUGGCAAAAUCAAUGGCUGCCUUGGUUCCGCCCUCAUCAUGCUUUGCCUGCAGCAUUCCCAUCUUCAGCCUCCAACCUCCGGCCUCUCCCCUACACCCCCUUUCACACUGUGGCCAGACCCAUUUUUUUUAAUUGUAGUGAUAACACUGUGCUGGCCAAAAAGUUCGUAUGGGUUUUUCCAUAAGAUGUUAUGGAAAAACCGGAACGAACUUUUUGACCAACCCAAUACUUAACAUGAGAUCUACCCUCAUAACAAAUUUCUAAGUGUAGGAUACGUUGUUGUUGAGUGUGAGUACCGUGUUGCAGCUCUCCAGAGCUUAUUCAGACUGCUGCUUCUAACACGCAGAUCUGAGCCUGUCACUCCCUUGCUUAAAUCCUUCAGUGGCUCCCUGCUGCCCUCAGGGUACAGCAUCGAGGCUCUGCUUACCUCUCCAGGCUGAUUCUGUCUUACCACCCCUCCCCUCAACGCUUAUGUUCCAAGCACGUUCUCUUGCGUCCUUCAGUCCCUUCACAUUUGCUGCUCCCUCUGCCUGGGCCAGCCUUCCACCCUCCCAUCUUCCACUCGCCUAAGCCUCCUUGUCUUUAGAGGACUUAGCUUAGUGUCACUGCCUCUCGGGAGCCUUGCCUGCCUCUAUACUCCAGGCUAGAUUACUGAGCAGAGUCUUGCGCGUUCUUCUGUUGCUGCACCCAUCAAACUGUCUCUUAUGCAUGUGAGCACAUCAGGGGUCGUCCCUGUUCAUUGUGUCCCCAGCAUGGAAGGGUGCUCAGUACAUCCUGGAUGUCAAACACCUGAAUGAUAAACAGCUAACAUUUCAUGGAGUCCUUUACAGGUUGCAAAAGGCUUUUCACCUACAUUGAAGCAUGCAGUUGUCACCAAAAUGCAUGCUAUUUUAUUACCCCAAUUUACUAAUGAGGAAACUAAGUUUCUGAGACAUUAAACAAUUCUCUAAGGUCACGCAGGGGUACAUGCUGCAAUUGUUAUAAAGGCUGUAUGUGACACGAGGGUGCACCAUCAGACGUGUAUAAAGACUUUCACUGCUGUACUGUUUGAAACCGCAAAGAAUGGAAACUACCUUCCAUCGGUAGUUCAUCGGUAAGAAAACGGAGAAACGCACUGUUCUGUGUAGACUCACAGUGGAAUACCAUACAGCAGUUCAAGUG